Messenger RNA from Cladophialophora yegresii CBS 114405, 756 nucleotides. RefSeq lists its product as uncharacterized. The record is from RefSeq and is a predicted model, not a curated record. Lineage: Eukaryota; Fungi; Ascomycota; Eurotiomycetes; Chaetothyriales; Herpotrichiellaceae. The transcript has 2 exons. Bases 1 to 756 code for a protein of 251 amino acids.
AUGGAAUGCAAGGAGCUGCUCGAGCUGCGCAUGAUACAAUUGGAAGAGAAGGCACGUUUCCUGGAAUUUCAGACUUCGUUGGUGUCGCAGCUGAGGUCAGAGCGAGAUGCGCUCAAAUCGCUAAAGAAGGCGGAGCAUCAGCGAUUGCUGAUCGAACAGACCGCAAAGAAUGAGCGGGCAGCAGAAGACCUCGAGGCCCGCCAGUUGGAGGAAGAAAUGAAAAUGGAAGCAGAGUACGACUUGGAGAAGAGAGCUGUCAUGUUGCGCUUACGCCAUAUGGAAGCUUAUUGUCAGAAUCCCACUCCGCCUGCGACCCCAGUCGACCUCCUUGGAGGACGCUCCUCGACCGACUCGGUUCUUCCCGAGCGCAAGGUUACCGAGAGAGACUAUCACAACCUGGCACAGCAGUACCGUGAACGGGACAUCAUGGACACGCUCCACAGUUCGAAGAUCAAUGUCUUGCGAGGCAAGCAGAAAAAGGCUGUCGAGAGGUUUCUAGAGAAGAAGGAAAAGGAGCUGGAAUUAAUGGAGAGGGAGCAGAAGAAAGAGCUCGCUCUGAUCGAUCGAGAUUUCACCGGCCAAGAGACCGAUCUUCAACUGGCACUUGACACCAAGAGAGCGAGGCUCGAGUCGCGAUGGAGGACCCAAGCCUUGGUCGCGCGUACGAAGGCGGAGACCGCAACGGGCCUGAAGCAUGCACCGUUGGCCGAUGUUGUUGCCAUCGAUGACGCCGAGGCUUCUUCCAGAAGAGUCUGA